Messenger RNA from Adineta steineri, 1328 nucleotides. Lineage: Eukaryota; Metazoa; Rotifera; Eurotatoria; Adinetida; Adinetidae. The record is from the annotation of a GenBank genome assembly.
AUGAAAGACGCCGGAAAUAGUGCGUUUGUUUGUCCAAAUGAUCGUCAAUUACAGCUUCGAGCAAAACUUAGUUCCGGCUGGUCAUUUCAUUCAAGUCGUCCACUUGUAAAUCGUGUUAAUAGUCCAAUUACACCACCAAAUAAUCAAUCAUUACGUGAUGAAGAAAUUGAACGAAUUAAGAAAGUUCUUGAACGUGCUCAACGUAUUGAACUUCUUGAACAAGAACGUGUUGGUAAACUAAUCGAUCGUCUUGAAAAUAUGAAAAAACAUGCAACCGGUAAUGGAUCAUCACAAUGCGUUCUAUGUGCUGAUGGUUUUGGUAUGCUAGGCGCAUCAGCCGUUAUAUGUGUUGAUUGUCAUAAAUCUGUUUGCAAUAAAUGUUCGAUUGAAACUGUUUAUAAUCAACAAGUUAUAACUCUAUGUAAAAUUUGUAGUGAAAAUCGUGAAUUAUGGAAAAAAUCUGGUGCUUGGUUUUUUCGAAGUUUACCUUCACGAUCUAGUUUACCAGCAAGUGUAAAACCAUCUGCAUCGUGCAUUUCAGCUACACCAUUAAAAAAUGAUAUACUAACAUCAGAAGAUGAUUCAAGUUCUGACGAACAACAAAAUAAUUCAGGUCGAUUAAAUCAACGACCUUCACCUGUUGCAGCUAUUCCACAUGAUCAUUUUACUACUGUAAAUCCAUUUCAACAAGUAUCUGAAAAUCCAAGUCCAAUAAGUGAACAUGAUCGAGAUGAAAGUAUCGAUUCAUUUAAAACUGAUACAAGAAGUUCAAAAGAACUAUCAAUCGAAGAUUAUUUACCAACAUUACAAUCUCCUAUUCCAUCUAUGGCAUCAUCAUCAAUAAAUCUUCGUCCAUCACCAUCAAUUGUUGUAAAUACUUCAUCACCAAUUGAUGAUUGUGGAUUUGGUACAUUAGAUUUUGAAAUUAUUUGGAAAGAAUCUUUAAAUGUAUUAACAAUAACAUUAUUACGAGCAAGAAGUCUUCGAUCAUGUGAUUCAAAUGGACUUUCUGAUCCUUAUGUUAAAUUGCAUCUUGUACCUGGUGUUGCUAAAGCAACAAAAUUACGAAGUCAUACAAUUCGUCGAACAUUAAAUCCUGAUUUUGAUGAAACAUUAGUUUAUCAUGGUAUAUCUUUAGAAGAUAUGAAAACAAAAUCACUUAAAUUUUCGGUGUAUGAUGAAGAUUCAGUUGGUUCUGAUUUUCUUGGUGAAUAUCGUUUGAGAUUAUCAACAAUUCGUGCUGAUGUUAAAGAAGCUUAUGCAGUUUAUUUACAAAAUAAAACUGAAGAUAUUGAGGUAAACAUAAAUUGUGAAUAUAUAUCGCUUUU